Molecule: messenger RNA, 9388 nt
Organism: Coregonus clupeaformis (lake whitefish)
Lineage: Eukaryota; Metazoa; Chordata; Actinopteri; Salmoniformes; Salmonidae
Gene: nbeaa
Product: neurobeachin a
Exons: 63
Coding region: 297-9317 (3006 amino acids)
Biological process (GO): intracellular protein localization
Cellular component (GO): membrane; cytosol
Molecular function (GO): protein kinase binding
Source: RefSeq, a predicted model, not a curated record
ACAACGAAGAGGGUACCAUUCUGCCGAGCGUCAAGAUAACUCGUCUUUUAUUUAUGCAUUAUUUCGCACCAUCGGGAGUAUAGGGUGCGAUUCGAAGAAGAGGAGAGGAUAAUUUACCCUUUCUUUUUAAUAUUCCUUAUAAUCUCCUCCUUUUCCCCUGCCUCUCCAUAGUCUAUUUGAUGCAGUAGAAGGACUGACGGUUGAGGUCUAGAGCAGGUGUGUGUGUGAGAGAGAGAGAGAGAGAGAGACCCCAGCGGCCGCUCCUCUCUCGGUCCUCUCCAGUGUCCAAAGAGGAAAUGUCGAGCGAGAAGCCGACUUCUGCACCUCCACUGUCGGAUCCAGACCGAGACCGAGCCGCUCUUCCCCCGGGCCCCGGCCAGCCCCAGGUCGUUACGGACGCUGGCUCGGCUCCCAUCGGGGACAGGAUGGUCUCUGGAUCCGGAUCCAUGGUGCUCCCGGCCGGGGUGAUCAACCCCGCCGUGCCGAUCAGGAAUAUCCAAAUGAAAUUCGCUGUACUGGUCGGCCUCAUUCAGGUUGGAGAGGUUAGCAACCGGGACAUCGUCGAAACGGUUCUCAACCUGCUGGUGGGAGGUGAGUUUGACCUAGAGAUGAACUUCAUCAUUCAGGACAGUGAGAGUAUCGGCUGUAUGGUCGACCUGCUGUCUCACUGCGAAGUCACCUGCCAAGCUGAGGUGUGGUCCAUGUUCACAGCCAUCCUGAGGAAGAGUGUGAGGAACCUUCAGACCAGCACAGAGGUGGGCCUUAUACAACAGGUCCUGUCCAAGAUGAGCUCUGUGGACGACAUGAUCGCAGAUCUGCUAGUGGAUAUGCUGGGGGUGAUGGCGAGCUACAGUAUCACAGUGAAGGAGCUGAAGCUUCUCUUCAGUAUGCUGAGGGGAGACAACGGUAUCUGGCCAAGACAUUCUAUCAAGUUGUUGUCUGUGUUGAACCAGAUGCCUCAGAGACACGGUCCAGACACCUUCUUCAACUUCCCUGGUCGCAGUGCAGCGGCCAUAGCGUUGCCACCCAUCGCUAAGUGGCCUUACCAGAACGGCUUCACUCUCAACACCUGGUUCAGACAAGAUCCCCUCAACAACAUCAACGUAGACAAGGACAAACCAUACCUCUACUGUUUUCGGACCAGUAAAGGUAUUGGUUACUCGGCUCACUUUGUGGGGAACUGUCUGAUCGUGACAUCCCUCAAGUCCAAGGGGAAAGGCUUCCAACACUGUGUGAAGUACGACUUUCAACCCCGCAAGUGGUACAUGAUCAGCAUCGUCCACAUCUACAACCGCUGGAGGAACAGUGAGAUCCGUUGCUAUGUCAAUGGUCAGCUGGUCUCCUACGGCGACAUGGCCUGGCACGUCAACACCAACGACAGUUAUGAUAAGUGUUUUCUGGGUUCGUCAGAGACGGCGGAUGCUAACAGGGUGUUCUGUGGUCAGCUGGGGGCCAUCUACGUGUUCAGUGAGGCUCUCAACCCUGCUCAGAUCUUCGCCAUACACCAACUGGGCCCGGGCUACAAGAGCACCUUUAAGUUUAAGUCGGAGAGUGAUAUCCACCUGGCGGAGCACCAUAAGCAGGUCCUGUAUGAUGGGAAGCUAGCCAGCUCCAUCUCUUUCACCUACAACGCCAAGGCCACCGAUGCACAGCUCUGUCUGGAGUCAUCACCCAGAGAGAACGUAUCAAUCUUCGUACACUCACCACACGCACUCAUGCUGCAGGAUGUGAAGGCCAUAGUGACCCACUCCAUCCACAGUGCCAUCCACUCUAUAGGAGGAAUACAGGUUCUCUUCCCUCUCUUCUCUCAACUGGACUACACACAACUCAACGACAGCUCUGUGGACACCACUGUGUGUGCCACCCUGCUGGCCUUCCUGGUUGAGCUGUUGAAGAGCUCCGUGGCCAUGCAGGAACAGAUGCUGGGAGGGAAAGGAUUCCUGGUGAUCGGAUACCUGCUGGAGAAGUCGUCCAGGGUCCACAUCACCAGAUCGGUGCUGGAGCAGUUCCUGUCCUUUGCUAAGUACCUGGACGGGUUAACCCACGGAGCGCCGCUCCUCAAACAGCUGUGUGACCAUGUCCUCUUCAACGCUGCCAUCUGGAUACACACACCCGCCAAGGUCCAGCUGUCCCUGUACACCUACCUGUCUGCGGAGUUCAUUGGCACGGCGACCAUCUACACAACCAUCCGUCGUGUUGGCACCGUGCUGCAGCUGAUGCACACGUUGAAGUAUUACUACUGGGCCAUCAACCCACUGGAGAGCAGCGGCAUCACGCCUAAAGGACUGGAUGGACCGAGGCCGUCCCAGAAGGAGAUCAUCUCUCUCAGAGCCUUCAUGCUGCUGUUCCUCAAACAACUCAUACUCAAGGAUCGGGGUGUGAAGGAGGACGAGCUACAAAGCAUCCUGAACUACCUGCUGACAAUGCAUGAGGAUGACAAUAUCCAUGAUGUGUUACAGUUGUUGGUGGCUCUGAUGUCAGAGCACCCCGCCUCCAUGAUCCCAGCCUUCGACCAGAGGAACGGCAUACGGGUGAUCUGUAAACUCCUAGCCUCUAAGAGUGAGAACAUCAGAGUCCAGGCUCUCAAAGUCCUGGGAUACUUCCUCAAACACCUCGGACACAAGAGGAAGGUGGAGAUCAUGCACACACACAGUCUGUUCACCCUGCUGGGAGAGAGGCUGAUGAUGCACACCAACACCGUCAGCAUCACCAUCUACAACACCCUCUACGAGAUUCUGACAGAACAGGUGUGUACCCAGGUGGUCCACAAGCCCCACCCAGAACCUGACUCCACCGUCAAGAUACAGAACCCCAUGAUUCUGAAGGUGGUAGCGACCCUGUUGAAGAGCUCUAGCCCCAGUACUGAACUGAUGGAGGUCAGGAGACUGUUCCUCUCUGACAUGAUCAAACUGUUCAGCAACAGCCGAGAGAACAGACGGUGUCUGUUACAGUGUUCAGUAUGGCAGGACUGGAUGUUCAGUCUGGGCUACAUCAACCCUAAGAGCCCAGAGGAGCAGAAGAUAACAGAGAUGGUCUAUAACAUCUUCAGGAUCCUGCUCUACCACGCCAUCAAGUACGAGUGGGGAGGAUGGAGGGUCUGGGUGGAUACGCUGUCCAUCGCUCACUCCAAGGUAACGUACGAGGCCCAUAAGGAGUACCUGGCUAAGAUGUAUGAGGAGUACCAACGACAGGAGGAGGAGAACAUCAAGAAGGGGAAGAAAGGUUCUGUCUCCACCAUCUCCGGCCUCUCGGCCACGCCCACCCCCGUCGUCAACGGCAACCUGGAGAUCCGCGAGCUGGACGACAACUCCCAGACCCAGACCCCCGAGAGCGAGGCCGAGUACGGAGAGGGAGGAGGAGCAGGAGGGGACUCCAGGAAUCUGCUUGCUGAGGGAGGGGUCGGGUUAGGGUUAGGGUUGGGGGUGAAGGGACCAAACAGAGAGGCUUUGACCCCUGGGGAGCAAGGUCAGGGAUCAGGGGUUAGGGUCGAAGUUCAUGACCUCCUGGUGGAUAUCAAGGCGGAGAAGGUGGAGGCCACAGAGGUCAAACUAGACGACCUGGAUCUGUCUCCAGAAGGGAUGGUGGGAGGGGAGAACGGGCCCCUGGUGGAGGUGGACUCCCUGCUGGACAGCACCUACUGUGCCAUAGUGCAGAAGCUGAAAGGGAACCACGGUAACCUGGUUUCUAAAGAUGACACAGUGGUCACAGGGCUGGGGCUUGGCGCCAUGGAGGAUGAUGGGAACAUGGGUCCGCUCAUCACCCUUGCCGACGAGAAAGACAGUGUCCCUAGCAACAACGGAUUCCUCUUCAGCAAGGUUGAUGAGAAGCUGCUUCCAGCUCUGGCCACCACAGACCCUCUGGUUCUGCCCAGCCUGGACCAGCCCACCCCCUUAGGCUCUGUCCCCAUCCACUCCUCCACCAGCGCCAGCGACGACCUGAGUCUCCUAGCCCACAUGACAUCCUGCAGGGGCUCAGACCUGAGCCAAGCCCAGGGAGGGCUCCCCGAGGACGGGCCCUUCAAGAUCCAGAGCCCCCUGGCUGACAUCAGCUCCAUUGCCCAGAGAGAGAGCCAGGCAGCUGAGAUCCAGGCCCAGUCCCAGGCCCAGGGCUACCCAGAGGGAGAGGGCCCGUCUGGGGCAGAUGGAGAGGCGGCGGGGGGUAAGGCUGGAGGUGACGCGGCGAGCACCACGUCUGAUACAGAAAGAUCUGAUGAUGGGAAGGACAAGGAGAUGAAGAUCCAGACCACGGCCACUACUCAGGCUCUCCACGGUGGUACGGCGGCCCAGUUAGAGCGUGACCUGCGUGUGGACCUGGGCUUCAGAGGGAUGCCCAUGACAGAGGAGCAGCGGCGCCAGUUCAGCCCCGGGCCUCGCACCACCAUGUUCCGUAUCCCAGAGUUCAAGUGGUCGCCCAUGCACCAGCGCCUCCUCACUGACCUGCUGUUCGCCCUGGAGACAGAUGUACACGUCUGGAGGAGCCAUUCAUCCAAGUCAGUGAUGGACUUUGUGAACAGCAAUGAGAACAUCAUCUUUGUCCACAACACCAUACACCUCAUCUCUCAGAUGGUGGACAACAUCAUCAUCGCCUGUGGAGGGAUCCUCCCACUGCUCUCUGCUGCCACCUCCCCCUCUAGUUCUAAGGUUGAGUUAGAGAACAUGGAGGCGACCCAGGGCAUGUCUUCAGAGACGGCUGUGUCCUUCCUGUCUCGGCUCAUGGCCAUGGUUGAUGUUCUGGUGUUCGCCAGCUCUCUCAACUUCUCUGAGAUAGAGGCUGAGAAGAACAUGUCCUCUGGAGGGCUGAUGAGACAGUGUCUACGACUGGUAUGUUGUGUAGCAGUGAGGAACUGUCUAGAGUGUAGACAGAGACAGAGAGAUAGAGGGUGUCUCUCCAAGUCUAACCUGCCCAGCAGCAAGUCGCAGGACAGCCUACAGAGCUCUGCUGCAGCCAGCAAGGACCCAGACAGACUUCUACAGGACGUUGACAUCAACCGCCUUAGAGCAGUCGUCUUCAGAGACGUGGAUGACAGUAAGCAGGCUCAGUUCCUGGCCCUAGCAGUGGUCUACUUCAUAUCUGUCCUCAUGGUGUCAAAGUACCGGGACAUCCUGGAACCACAGAGAGAGAUUGGCAGGUCAAGCAGCCUAUCAGGGAGGAGCAUCCGCCACGAGAUCAACUCCCCCACUAGCACAGAGCACCCGUCGUCCUCUUUAUCUGAGGGUGGUCGGGGGGAGAAGCAGACCCCCACCCCCAUGGAGGACUCUCCGCUGGCCUCUCUGCCCCACACCGACUCAGGCAUUGGGGAGGAGGGCCACGGCCCUGGGGGUCUGAACGGAGCAGAGCUGGGGCUGGGCCUGGGGCUGGGGCUGGGCAUGGCAGGCAGGGAGACGGACAGAGAUAGACACAGAGAGAGGGAUGGAGGAGGAGGGGAUCUACUGUGUACCCUGUCAUCAGAGGUUAGGAGGUCAAGGGAGAGCCUAUUGGAUUCUCCUCAUAACCCUAACUCCGCCUCCAAUCCUGGUCAAGCCCCGCCCUCGUCGAUCUCGAGCAUCAGCCAGACUAACAAGGGCAUCAACGUCAAGGAGAUUCUGAAGAGCCUUGUGGCCGCACCCCUGGACGGUGGGGAGGCGGGACAGGAAGUUGGCCCCACCCCCUACCACCCUGACCCCGCCCUCAAGACACACCCCAUGCUGCCCAUGCAGUUCCACUCCUUCGACAGGUCGGUGAUGGUGCCAGUCAAGAAGCCCCCUCCCGGCAGCCUGUCAGUCAACACAGUGGGAACGCCCACCACCAGCGGAGCGGCCACACCUGGAAGCACACCUAACAUCUUCGCUGCUGCCACGGCAACGCCCAAGAGCAUGAUCAACACCACAGGUGCCACAGACUCUGCCUCCUCUUCCUCUUCCUCUUCCUCCUCCUUCAUCAACGGAGCGACCAGUAAGAACCUACCAGCCGUACAGACAGUGGCUCCAAUGCCUGAAGACUCCGUUGAGAGCAUGAGUGCCUAUUGUGAGGUGGAGCAGUGUGCACUGCGCAGCGGUUUGACGCCGCCUGAGCUCAAGCCCUUUAGCUCUCUGGCAGGCUUCCAGACAGCCCCCCGUGAUGCAGGACAGUGUCUUAGUAUCACCACUAAGUUGGAACGUGCGCUGGAGAAGGUGGCCCCACUCCUGAGGGAGAUCUUUGUGGACUUUGCUCCGUUCCUCUCUAGGACCCUGUUGGGUAGCCACGGCCAGGAGCUGCUCAUUGAAGGUCUGGUCUGUAUGAAGUCCAGUACUUCAGUAGUAGAGCUGGUUAUGCUGCUCUGCUCUCAGGAGUGGCAGAACUCUAUCCAGAAGAACGCUGGUCUGGCCUUCAUAGAGCUCAUCAACGAGGGAAGAUUGCUGUGCCAUGCUAUGAAGGACCACAUUGUGCGUGUGGCCAACGAGGCUGAGUUUAUCCUCAACAGACAGAGAGCUGAAGACGUACACAAACACGCUGAGUUUGAGUCUAACUGUGCCCAGUACGCUGCUGACAGGAGGGAGGAGGAGAAGAUGUGUGAUCACCUGAUCAGUGCUGCCAAGCACAGGGACCAUGUGACCGCCAACCAAUUAAAACAGAAGAUACUCAACAUCCUGACCAAUAAGCACGGGGCGUGGGGCACGAUGUCACAGAGCCAAUUACAUGACUUCUGGCGUCUGGAUUACUGGGAGGACGACCUGAGGAGGAGGCGUAGAUUCGUACGGAACCCCUUUGGUUCCACCCACCCUGACGUUUCACUCAAAGCCCUGGAGGACUAUGGUACUGAGGAGGAGGAAGAGGAGGGGCUAAAGUCUAAGAAGAUGUUCCGCAGCCAAUCAGUGGUCAGUCAGAACCCGGAGGCGGAGCUUAUGCUGGAGGGAGACGACGACGCUGUGAGUCUGCUGCAGGAGAAAGAGAUGGACAACCUGGCAGGCCCUGUGGUGCUCAGUACUCCAGCCCAGCUGGUAUCUCCAGUAGUGGUGGUCCAUGGUACUCUCUCCAUCACCACCACUGAGAUCUACUUUGAGGUGGACGAGGACGACCCGGCCUUCAAGAAGAUCAACACCAAGGUCCUGGCCUACUCUGAGGGUCUACAUGGCAAGUGGAUGUUCAGUGAGAUCAGAGCGGUGUUCUCCAGACGAUACCUGCUCCAGAACACUGGUCUAGAGGUCUUCAUGGCUAACCGCACGUCUGUGAUGUUCAACUUCCCGGACCAGGCUACAGUGAAGAGGGUGGUCUACAGUCUACCCAGGGUGGGAGUAGGAACCAGCUACGGACUGCCUCAGGCCAGGCGUAUCUCCUUGGCGACCCCUCGUCAGCUGUUUAAGUCGUCCAACAUGACCCAGCGCUGGCAGAGGAGGGAGAUCUCCAACUUCGAAUACCUCAUGUUCCUCAACACCAUCGCAGGGAGGACCUACAAUGAUCUGAACCAGUACCCAGUGUUUCCGUGGGUUCUCACUAACUAUGAGUCAGAGGAGCUGGACCUCACUCUGCCCGGCAACUUCAGAGACCUAUCCAAGCCAAUCGGAGCGUUGAACCCAAAGCGAGCGGUGUUCUAUGCGGAACGCUAUGAGACCUGGGAGGAGGACGGAACACCACCGCAUCACUACAGUUCCCUGUACUCUACUGCUAACACCACACUGCUGUGGAUGCUGCGGAUAGAGCCCUUCACCACGUUCUUCCUGAAUGCCAAUGAGAACCAGUUUGACCACCCUGACAGAGCCUUCUCUGGCAUCGCACGGGCAUGGAGGGACUGCCAACGAGACACUGCUGACGUCAAGGAGUUGAUCCCAGAGUUCUAUUACCUCCCAGAGAUGUUUGUUAACAGCAGUGGUUAUGAGCUGGGACAGAGAGAGGACGGGACUCCUGUGUCUGACAUACAACUGCCAGCCUGGGCCAAGAAACCUGAGGACUUUGUACGCAUCAACCGCAUGGCGUUGGAGAGUGAGUUUGUGUCUUGCCAGCUGCACCAGUGGAUAGAUCUGAUAUUUGGUUAUAAGCAGCGAGGGCCCGAGGCUGUACGAGCUCUCAACGUCUUCCAUUUCCUGUCCUACGAGGGCUCCGUCACCUUGGAUACUAUCACCGACCCCACACAGCGGGAGUCGAUGGAGUCCCAGAUCCAGGCGUGUGGUCAGACUCCAUCUCAGCUGCUGAUUGAGCCACACCCCCCUCGCUCCUCCGCCAUGCACCUGUGUUUCCUUCCCCAGAGUCCUCUGAUGUUUAAGGACCAGAUGCAGCAGGAUGUGAUCAUGGUGCUGAAGUUUCCCUCCAACUCCCCUGUGACCCACGUAGCAGCCAACACCCUGCCCCACCUCUCUGUCCCUGCUGCUGUCACCGUCACCUGCAGCAGACUGUUCGCUGUCAACCGCUGGCACAACACCGUCGGUCUCCGCGGUGCUCCAGGUUACUCCCUAGAACAGGCUCAUCACCUGCCCAUAGAGAUGGACCCUCUCAUAGCCAACAACUCUGGUGUGAGUAAGCGUCAGAUCACAGACCUGGUGGACCAGAGCAUCCAGAUCAACACACACUGCUUCGUGGUUACCGCCGACAACCGCUACAUCCUGGUCUGUGGCUUCUGGGACAAGAGCUUCAGAGUCUACUCCACCGAGACAGGUAAACUGACCCAGAUAGUGUUUGGCCACUGGGACGUGGUGACGUGUCUGGCCCGGUCAGAGAGCUACAUCGGGGGGGACUGUUACAUCGUGUCAGGGUCCAGAGACGCUACCCUGCUGCUGUGGUACUGGAGUGGACGACACCACAUCAUAGGAGACAACCCCAACAACAGUGACUACCCUGCUCCUAGAGCUGUGCUAACGGGUCACGACCAUGAGGUGGUGUGUGUGUCCGUCUGCGCUGAGCUGGGAUUGGUCAUCAGUGGGGCCAAAGAGGGUCCAUGCCUGGUCCAUACUAUAACAGGGGACCUGCUGCGGGCCCUGGAGGGCCCAGAGUUGUGCCUGAGGCCCCGCCUCAUCUCUGUGUCCAGUGAGGGCCACUGUAUCAUCUGUUAUGAGAGAGGACGCUUCUGUAACUUCAGCAUCAACGGGAAACUACUGGCUCAAAUGGAGGUCAACGACUCUACACGGGCGAUCCUGCUGAGUAGUGAUGGUCAGAACCUGGUGACAGGAGGAGACAACGGGGUGGUGGAGGUGUGGCAGGCCUGUGACUUCAAACAGCUCUACAUCUACCCUGGCUGUGACGCUGGCAUCCGCGCCAUGGACCUCUCUCACGACCAGAGGACUCUGAUCACUGGCAUGGCAUCUGGCAGCAUCGUCGCUUUCAACAUCGACUUCAACCGCUGGCACUACGAACACCAGAACAGGUACUGAGGAGGAGGAAGAGGAGGAGGAAGAUGAGGAAGAGGAAGAGAGGAGGAGGAAGAAGAUGAGGAAGAUGAGGA